Messenger RNA from Cryptococcus amylolentus CBS 6039, 4900 nucleotides. RefSeq lists its product as hypothetical. Gene Ontology annotation, cellular component: membrane. Gene Ontology annotation, biological process: transmembrane transport. NCBI's taxonomy places the organism in Eukaryota, Fungi, Basidiomycota, Tremellomycetes, Tremellales, Cryptococcaceae. Bases 103 to 4848 code for a protein of 1581 amino acids. The transcript has 10 exons. Gene Ontology annotation, molecular function: ABC-type transporter activity; ATP binding; ATP hydrolysis activity. The record is from RefSeq and is a predicted model, not a curated record.
UUAUCCUCUCUGCUUAUCCUCUCUCGCUUUCGGCCACCCGAUCAGUCUUUUGGACCUUGGACACGGCUCCUAAUUUCUGCUUGGCCACCGAUACCACACGAAAUGGAGCAGGCGCCGUUCCAAGCCCUGCGUGGCCAUACACAUGGGCACGGUUGCUCAUGGCCACCCAAAAUCGUCUCUACCAAUAGAGACCUCGAUCUCACUUCGUGCUUUGAGCACGCCAUCUUGCUACCUGCACCCCUCGUCAUCACCAUUCUAUUGGGUCUGGCGCAGGUGAUCAGAAUAUCCCGAAAACUCAAGAGGAGUGAGGCAGAAGGGGGCUUGACGUGGAUCAAAAGGUCCAAGCUCGGAGAAAGAAUAUGCGUGACAAAAUUGCACUUUCUCGGCGCAGCUGCUCUCUUUUCGGUCGUGUCGUUUGCUCUUUCCUUGAAAGACGUGGCUACCACACCCUUGACAUCGGUUCAUUACCUGCUAUUGUCGUUGACCUGGUUCACCCUUAUCCAUCUCACAAAUUUCAACCACCACACCUCACGCACAUCAUCCACAAUCGCCCUUCUCUUCUACCCUCUCUACGUCGCUGUCUUUCUAGUUCGUCUUCGCACGAUCAUCAUCACUGGGCAGUUGUCCUCUGGCCUCACUCAGUCUACUUCGGGUCGAGUCAUUCUCGCCCGAGAGUCUUUCUGGUUCAUCAGCAUCUUUGUCGGUCUCGGAAGCUUCCUCCUCGAGUUGCACUCUCCAGAGAAAAAGUGGCAGAAAUGGAGAGCUCCAUGGUCGAAAGAGGGCAAGAUUGCUUUACUCGAUGAAGACGAGGAUGAGGAAGCCGAUAUUGUAAACGACCUUCAAGGCGGAGGAGCUGUUUACGGCAAGAAUGUCUAUGGCGAUGUUGAAAGCCCUAUCUCAACAGCCAACAUCUUUGAAAUCCUCACCUUUUCUUGGCUUACGCCUCUUCUUUCUCUUGGCACCAAAAAGUACCUGGGUGAAGAAGACAUGUGGGCUCUUCCCCAUGAAGACUCGGCUGAAUCGCUUUCAAACCUCGUUGCCAGCUCUUGGCAAAAGGAGAUUGACGCUGUCAAGACCGGCAAGAAAGAGAAACCUUCUCUCAAGCGCGCUCUAUUCUCGGCAUACGGUUGGCCCUACGCCAUCGCCGGUCUGCUCAAGGCUAUCUACGACAUUCUCAAUUUCCUGCAACCUCAGCUUUUGAGGUUGCUUUUGGCCUUUGUCUCUAGCUACACCACGAAGCAUCCGAUGCCUCCUGUUGCGGGUUACGCCAUCAGUAUCUUGAUGUUUGUCAGCUCCAAUGUCGCGACGGGUGUCUUGCACCAAUACUUCCAGCGAUGCUUUACCACAACUAUGCGCAUUCGAGGAGGUCUCGUCACCAUGAUUUACCGAAAAUCUUUGGUUCUGAGCAACGGAGAAAAAGCUGGCAGGACCACCGGAGACAUUGUCAACCUCCAAAGUGUCGACGCCGUGCGUAUCGCCGACGUCACACAAUACGGCCACAUUGCCUGGUCCGGCCCGUUCCAGAUCCUCAUCGCCUUUGUAUCGCUGUACCAGCUUGUCGGCUGGCAAGCCUUCAUGGGUAUCGCCGUCAUGGUCGUCAGCUUGCCCCUCAACACCUGCGUCUCUCGUUUCAACAAGCGAUUCCAGCGCCAAUUGAUGAAGAUUAAGGACACGCGUACGCGUACCAUGAACGAGAUCCUAAACAACAUCAAGUCUAUCAAGCUGUAUGGCUGGGAACAGGCAUUCUCUACCAAGAUCUUUGAGAUCCGAAACGCCCAAGAACUCAAGAUGUUGCGCAAGAUUGGUCUCGCUAUGGCUGGUUCCAACUUUAUCUGGCAGAGCACACCGUUCAUGGUGGCUUUCGUCACUUUCGCGACCUUUUCCCUGACCAGCGACAAGCCUUUGACGAGCGAGAUGAUCUUCCCCGCCAUUUCUCUCUUCCAGCUCUUGUCUUUCCCCAUGGCCAUGUUUGCCAACAUUAUCAACUCGAUCAUUGAGGCGACCGUCUCUUGCAACCGUCUCGAAAGUUUCCUCGCGGCUGAAGAGCUCGACCCCAAUGCGCGCACCCUCAUUCGACCUUCCGAGGAUCCUCAAGGGGAGCCAAAGAAGGGCGACACCGUGAUCAACAUCAAGAAGGGUGACUUUAGGUGGCUUGAAGACUCUACCGAACCCAUCUUGCAGGACAUUGACCUCGAUGUCAAGAAGGGUGAAUUGCUUGCUCUCGUCGGGCGGGUGGGUGAUGGCAAGUCGUCGCUACUCGGGGCUAUCCUGGGCGAGAUGACUCGCUCAGACGGCUCCGUUACCGUCCGCGGUGAGAUUGCCUACUUUUCCCAAAACUCUUGGAUUCUCUCGGCUACCGUCAAAGACAAUAUCGUGUUUGGUCAUCGAUACGACAAGGGCUUCUAUGAGCAGGUCCUUGACGCUUGUGCCCUUAGACAAGACUUGGCAGUCUUGUCCGAAGGCGACCAGACCGAAGUCGGCGAGAAAGGUGUUUCUUUGUCUGGUGGUCAGAAGGCCCGUAUCUGCCUCGCCAGAGCUGUCUAUGCUCGUGCCGAUAUCUACCUUCUUGACGACCCUCUUGCAGCUGUGGACUCUCACGUUGGCCGACACAUCUUUGACAAGGUCAUUGGUCCCAACGGUUUGCUCGCUGGCAAAGCCCGUAUUCUCUGUACCAACGCCGUCACCUUCUUGCCCCAGGCCGACAGCCUCAUCAUGCUCAGGAAGGGUAUCGUCCUCGAGCGAGGUACCUAUGCCGAUGCUAUGAACAACUCGGCGUCAGAGCUGUACAAGCUCAUCACUGGUCUGGGCAAGCAAUCUACCAAGGAAGAAGGAUCCGGGGCUUCCACCCCUACUGUGGUCGAAGAAGCUGUCAUUGAAGAGCCUGAAGGCGUGGAAGACAGUGAGGAAGCCGAGAUCGUUACUGGCGGCGAGUCCCCCAAGCAACGCAAAGCCUUCCGUCAGCUCAGCCACUCGAUCAUGCGCCGCUCUUCUGUCGUCUCCCUCCGUACCUCCAAGCGCGAUGCUCUCCGUGACCUUCGAGAAAGCGCCAAACCCAAGGAGCAUUCCGAAAAGGGCAACGUCAAGCGCGAGGUUUACAAGCAGUACAUCAAUGCGACUUCCAAGAUCGGUCUCGUCGCGUUCCUGCUCUUUAUGGCGCUUGGACAAGGUCUUGGUGUGAUGGGCAACUUUGUCCUGCGUGACUGGGCUGCAUCCAACACUCCCAAGUCCGAGGCCGUAGACGAUGGCACACAUCACAUCAGCAAGUACCUUAUCCUGUACGGUCUCGUCGGGUUCUCCGGUGCCAUUUUCAACGUCCUGAGUUUCGCCACCUUGAAGCUUGUCUGCGCUCUCAGGGCGAGUAAGACUUUGCACGACAGGUCUUUCAGUGCUUUGAUGAGGAGUCCCCUCUCUUUCUUCGAGCUCACCCCGACUGGGCGAAUCUUGAACCUGUUCUCCAGGGACAUUUUCGUCAUUGAUGAGGUCUUGAUCAUGGCGCUUGGAGGUUUCUUCCGUACUGGUGUUUCCGUCCUGAGUGUGGUUGUCGUCAUUGCUUUCGGUGCGCCUGUGGUCUUGCUUGUGUUUGUGCCACUGGCGAUCAUUUAUCGAAUGAUCAUGAAGUACUACCUCGCCACCUCUCGAGAGCUCAAGCGUCUCGACGCCGUCUCCCGUUCUCCCAUCUUCUCCUUCUUUGGCGAGACUCUUACCGGUCUCGCCGUCAUCCGAGGAUACGGCCAGAAAGAACGUUUCAUCGCCAACAACGAGGCUCGCGUGGACCGUAACCAAGCUUGCUAUAUGCCUGCGAUGACUAUCAACCGAUGGCUCGCUGUCCGCCUCGAAGCUUUGGGUAGUUGUUUGAUGUUUUCCACCGCAUUGGUCUCUGUUGCGGCAUUGGUGAACUCGAGUGGGGUCGAUGCGGGUCUCGUUGGGUUGAUGAUGUCUUAUACUAUCUCUGUGACUGGAUCUCUGAACUGGCUUGUUCGAAGUGCUUCCGAUGUUGAGCAGAACAUUGUGUCUGUUGAGCGAGUGCUCGGAUACUCUCAAUUGCCGUCCGAGGCUCCCGACUUUAUCGAGGAUGCCAAGCCCGCCCAGGGCUGGCCAGAGCAAGGAUCUAUCGAGUUUGACCACUUUUCCAUGAAGUACCGCCCCGAACUCGACUUUUGUCUCCGUGACGUCUCUCUCAAGUUCAACGGCGGCGAGCGAAUCGGUGUCUGCGGUCGAACGGGUGCUGGAAAAUCAUCCCUCACCCUCGCCCUUUUCCGCAUCUUGGAGGCUGCCGAAGGCAGGGUUCUGAUUGAUGGCGUUGACAUUGCAAACAUUGGGCUUCACGAUUUGAGGAGCAUUGUGUCCAUCAUUCCUCAGGAUCCUCAGCUGUUUGAGGGUACUCUCAGAAACAACAUUGAUCCUACUAGCGCGUCUUCUGAUGCGGAAAUCUGGCAUGCUCUCGAGCAGGCGCAUCUCAAGGUCCACGUCAGCAAGAACAUGGGAGGCACACUCGACGCUGAGAUCUCUGAGGGCGGUAGCAAUUUGAGUGCCGGUCAGAGACAACUUGUCUGCUUUGCCCGAGCUCUUUUGCGAAAGACCAAGAUUCUCGUCUUGGAUGAAGCCACGAGCUCUAUCGACUUGGAGACCGAUGAAGCUGUCCAGCAAAUUCUCCGUGGGCCUGAUUUCAAGGGCGUGACUACCAUCACUAUUGCCCACCGAAUCAAUACCAUUAUGGACAGCGACAAGGUGCUCGUCAUGUCUGAGGGCCGAGUCGGAGAGUACGACACUCCCAAGGCGUUGAUGCAAAAGCCAGAGUCCUUGUUCUGCUCUCUCGUCACGGAAGCUGGGCUGGCGCAGGCCGUUUAGAGUCGUGUAGAAUAGAAAAACAAAAGUCAGAUUAAUGCAUGGAUAGUCUCUA